Molecule: messenger RNA, 1731 nt
Organism: Pocillopora damicornis (cauliflower coral)
Lineage: Eukaryota; Metazoa; Cnidaria; Anthozoa; Scleractinia; Pocilloporidae
Product: large ribosomal subunit protein mL43
Biological process (GO): mitochondrial translation
Cellular component (GO): mitochondrial large ribosomal subunit
Molecular function (GO): structural constituent of ribosome
Source: RefSeq, a predicted model, not a curated record
UUCAUUCCACUCACAAGAAGCAAAUUUCAAGAUGGCGCAGAUCAACAUCGCUAACCGAGUGUUCGGCCGGUAUGUUCGGCCAUUACAACGGCUCACUUUUAAUUACUGUAACCAGGGAGGAAGCAGUAGAGGAAUAAGGGAGUACAUUGACAAGAACAUCGUGCAGUUUGCGAAAGACAAUCCUGGAAUUUCUAUUUACGUCAUGGAGCGGAGUGGAAAACAUCCGACAAUUACUGGACACUUUAUUGGAGGCAAUAGCAAGGAAGUUGAAGUAAAAAAUAUGACACCAGAAAAGAUAAAAGAAUGCGUUACAAGCCUUAGAAAUGAAUCAGGAGAGAAAGUGGAGAAGAUACGGAAGCACUGGCACACUGAGAAUCCAUCCAUACAAGGGACCUGGAAUCCUUUCUUGCAUAAACCACCUUCUCUGCGAAGACAUGUUACAGGGAAAACGAAGUAAAACUCUGUCUUCAGUGGAUGUGCUACAAAGAUUAGGUCACACAUGUUGGGGAAACUUCAUUUGUUGCUUGCAUUUCAUGCUUGGACUGUUUGACUCUGAGAAAGAGCAAAGGUGAUGAGGUAAAUGUGGCUCACUGCAAUUUUGAUACACAACUGUCUGAUUUGCAGUUCCAACAUGUGUUUGUGAGCUUGCUAGGAAGCUUCUGUUAUCAUACAGUAAAACCCUAAUAGGGAGAAAGGGGUUAAGUUUAUAAAAUGAUUGUGGUGGUGCAUUCUUGCAGGCUAUUACAAGAUAAUUUGAUUUUAUUAGUAGUAAUGGUAAAAUGAAUUGGCCACCUUAGAGAGUUUCUAUAGCUAUAGUUUCAUUUGCCCUUCAUAGUCUGUUUUAUCCUAAAAUUCUCAUUAAAAGUUCUCACCAUACAUUUCUUAUAAAGAUGUAAAAGACUGAUUUUGAAUUUAGCAAUAAUGUGUUUAAAAAGAUCUUUUUUUCAAAAAAGAGAGGCUAGGGUCCAACUCUGCACUAAAAGAUACAAUGAACUUUUAUUAAUUUAUUAAUUAACCACUACAUUUGGCAGAAAUGUAGAUCUCCAAACUUCUUAAAUUCCAAAACAAACAAUUGACAAAUUUCAGGUGAAAGAAAGCUCAAAAAACUAAAACAACAAGUGGAUGCAAAAGUGAUCACCUCAAUUUUCCAAUAUCAAGAGUUAAGUCUGUGGAUGUGAUUGGCCCAUACUGUGAAAUCAUGCGUGCAGUGCAUGGAACAAAAGAUGUACCUAGGCAGGGAGGAGAAGGAGAACAAUUGUAGUUUGGGAGGGGGGGGGGGUAGAGAGAGAAGGAGAACAGUUAUGGAUGGGAAGGGAAGCAGAAGGAGAACAAUUGUCAUUUUUGGGAGAGGUGGAGGACAACAGUUGUAAUUUGAGGGGAGGGGAACAAUGGUAGUUUGGAAUGUUAAAAUAUAUAACAUUUUCAAUAAUGUUGUGGAAUUGUUUUCUUUUUCUCAUUUACUGUCUGUUAACAUUGUUCUUGUAAGAAUAAAUUACUCAUUGUUUGCUUCAGGCAGUGAAAGGGUUUCAACAAGACACACCUCAAAGAGAAACAAUCCAUCCAUUUAGUUCAAGUUUAAUGAAAUUGCUGUCAAAAACUCUGAUUUUCUAGAGAUACAUAUAACUAUGAAGUAGUAAAUAGGAAAUUAUACCAUCAAUCAUAUGCCUUACUUAAAGCUUGUAAACAAAGUGACAAUAACAUUUUGAAUAAAAACAAAUUAGUAUGUACAAA